AUGGCUGCGGCAACUAGAACUUCGUCUCGUCAGGCUGCCCAGAAGGCCAAAGAAGCCAUCGCGGCGGCCCCUGAUACCAAAAGCAAGGGUGGCGCUGGCACUAAGCGCAAGGAAGCUGCACAGAAGGGCCCGGAGCCGAAGAAGGAAAAGAAAGAGGAGCAUAAGCCCACAGAAGAUGAGGUGAUGAAGGAAGAACCGAAGCCCGAGGAAGAGAAGCCAGUCGAACAGAACGAAGAGAAGAAAGAGCCUGAAGCUCCGGCUCCUGAGGGAAAGGAGAAGGAAACAGGUGAACCGCAGCAGCCGGAGCAGCCUGCCGAGCCAGCUCCUGAAGGGAAGAAAGAAGAGAAGCAUGAUGAAGGUGCGCCUCCACCUGCGGCGGAGAAAGCAGAAGCUACUGAAGAACCCCCCAAAGAGAAGCCUGAGCCUUCAGCCGGACAGGAAUCCGCUGGCGAAGGAAAACCCAAGGAAAGAGAAGAGAUUGUCCCCUCGAAUGUCCUCGAAAAGGGAAUCAUCUACUUCUUCUUCAGGCCCCGCGUGAAUGUGUCGGAACCGCACGGCGUGUCUGAUGUCGCCCGGAGUUUCUUCGUUCUACGACCCACGUCUAUGGGCGCAGUCUUCAACGAAUCCGGUCCUAUGGACGAGGGGGCCAAAUGUCGUCUGAUGAUGCUCCCCAAGAAGAAGUACCCGACUAGCCCCAAAGAACGCGAUAUGGGGUUCGUCGAGAAGGCCGGGGUGUCUAUGAAACAGCUGCAAGAAAGCUUCCUGGCUGGCGAAACAUAUGAGACUGAAACCAGAGGCGAACGCACUGUUCCCGAAGCCAAGCCGUACGCGGAAGGCGUCUACGCCAUCACGCGCACCAAACGCGCCUCUCACCUGGCCUACGUGCUAACCAUUCCGGGAGAAUUGGGUCAAGUUCAAGAAGACUUUGGACUGUAUUCCCGGGGCAGCUUUAUCAUGCAGGCCAAGAAUCCAAAGUUCCCGGGCCCAUCGUUUGCGCAGCUCCCUAAGGAUCCCGAGUACCCCGAAAGUGUGCGCGAGAAGUUCGGCGAUUACCGCUGGAUUCCACUGGAACCGGAGCUCAUGGACUACCCCAACGCGCAGUUUCUCAUGAUCGGCGAGGCGCAACAGGAGCUUGGAAAAGCCGCUGUUGCAGAGCCCGGCGAUAAGCACAAUGAGGGAUUGGGCUCUGACGAUACGCAGGCGAUGACACGGUAUACGAGGAUCUGGGACUCCACGCGAAGAACCAUCCGAAGCUGCCGACGACUUGGGCAUAGUGAUGCAGCGUGUAACAAUAAACUGAGAUGUACUCGUAUCUGUAUCUGGAAGCGCCGCUGCUGGUGCCAUUGCGCCCCAAAUGCCUCUACUAUCGUGAACCAGACCACUUGCGGCGGUCAUACGUACGCCUACACCGGCCUGGAAGGGUACGGCUAUCUGCCAUCUAACGCUGUUGACAAGUACGGCGAUACUCUCGGAGGCAUUGGCAGUUCGGCCGCUAUCGACCGGACAUCCUGGCGUCGGACCGGUCCUGGAUCCUACUCCGGCAUCGUGUGGUGUCUCCCAGACAGGGGCUGGAACACCAACGGAACACUCAACUUCCAAUCGCGCCUCCACAAGCUGGCCCUUACCCUCCAGCUGGCGCCCAAUGCCUCGGCGCAGAACCCCUCCAGCCCCAACCUGCAACUCAAGUAUCUGGACACGAUCCUCCUGACCGGCCCAGACGGCGAGCCCACAACAGGUCUCGAUGCCGAUAGCACCGGAUACGCAACCUACCCGGGCUUCCCGCCUCUUCCCGUCGCAACAUACACCGGGGAUGGCUUCGGCGGAGACGGGCCCGGCGGCAAGCGCAUCUCCAUCGACGCGGAGGGUCUCGUCCUCGACCGGGACGGCGGGUUCUGGGUGUCCGACGAGUACGGGCCUUACAUCUAUAAAUUCGACCGCGAUGGAAGAAUGGUGCAUGCCAUCCAGCCGCCGGAGGCCAUCCUGCCGCAUCGCAACGGCUCCCUCAGCUUCAGCGCGGCAAGUCCGCCCAUCUACGACCCCGACCAGACGGUGACCCCUGCGGAUACCGAGUCCGGCCGCAACAACAACCAGGGCCUGGAGGCGCUAACUAUGUCGCCGGAUGGCAAGACCUUGUACGCCAUGCUCCAGUCCGCACUGGACCAGGAGGGCGGGCCGAAGAAGAAGAACCGCCAGCCGGCGCGGGUCCUCGAGUACGACAUUGCCUCCGGCACACCCAAGUACAAGCAUGAGUACGUCGUCAUGCUGCCAAAGUACAAGGAUUACACGAAGGACGACGAGGAGGUGGUUGCGUCGCAGUCGGAGAUCUUGCAGCUCCCCACGGGCGACUUCCUGGUCCUUGCCCGGGACUCCGGGUUUGGCCAUGGUCAAGACGAGAGUCGAUCUGUGUACCGACAUGCGGAUAUCUUUUCGAUCUCGCGCGCGACGACGGAUCUGAAAGGGAAGUACGACGGAGUUGGGGCUUCGAUCGCCUCGUCAAAGGGCGAGCUGGAUGCAAGGAUUGUUCCUGCCGAGUACUGCCCGUUCCUGGACUUUAAUGUCGCCUCCGAACUGGCCAAGUUUGGCCUCCACAACGGUGGGGAGCAGGAUGCGUUGCUUUUGAAUGAGAAGUGGGAGAGUCUGGCCCUUGUGCCUGUCGAUCCGGCAUCGCCCAACCACCGUAAGGCAUCUUCCGGCCAUCACAAGGAGAGGGAUUACUUUCUCUUUAGCUUCAGUGAUAACGACUUUGUCACUCAGGAUGGGCAUAUGAACUUUGGCGCGUUCAAGUAUGCAGAUGAAACGGGCUAUAACGUCGAUAGUCAGGUCUUGGUCUUUCGGGUGCAGAUUUGA
Molecule: messenger RNA, 2847 nt
Organism: Aspergillus terreus NIH2624
Lineage: Eukaryota; Fungi; Ascomycota; Eurotiomycetes; Eurotiales; Aspergillaceae
Product: esterase-like activity of phytase family protein
Exons: 7
Coding region: 1-2847 (948 amino acids)
Source: RefSeq, a predicted model, not a curated record